GAUGGACCGAGAACAGAAUGAAGAGAGUCCAUGUUCACUUUCGGAUUUUUUAUCCUCUGAUACACCGUUAUUAGAUUUCUCUAAUGAACAAAUGUCGCCAGACAGUAUUUGUCUAUCUGCUCCCAGCUCGCCUGAUUCAGAAAAUGACGAAUCGGAUAAAAUGAAAAUGAGUCAAGAUUACAAAGAGGAUAAACAGGAUAGAGAUAUUUCACCAAAAGAUCCAAGAAAAGAUAGCCAUAAAUAUAAGAGAAAUAAGGAUGAAGAGAUAAAUAUUUCUACUAGUUCUCAGUAUCCCCGUAAUCGGUAUGCAUAUUACGCUCAUAGACGUAAAAAUACCAGAUAUACUCGAUUCUACGGAGCACCCAUGCUACGUCAUUCCUGUCAAGGAAUUAGUAAGAAUUGA
This is a messenger RNA of Dimorphilus gyrociliatus, 403 nucleotides long. The record is from the annotation of a GenBank genome assembly. Lineage: Eukaryota; Metazoa; Annelida; Polychaeta; Dinophilidae.